This is a messenger RNA of Dentiscutata erythropus, 298 nucleotides long. The record is from the annotation of a GenBank genome assembly. NCBI's taxonomy places the organism in Eukaryota, Fungi, Glomeromycota, Glomeromycetes, Diversisporales, Gigasporaceae.
AUGGAUUCUCAAUUAUCUUAUCAUUUUAAUCUAUUAAUUUCUGCUGUUAUCAAUUUUCUUAUUUCAAUUAAUAAUAUAUAUUUUCAACAACAUUCUCAUUCGACAUCUUCUCCAAAUUUAUUCGAUAUCGAACAACCUCCUCCGAAUUAUACAUCAAGACACGAAUCUAUUAACGAUUUUCUCGAAAAGAAUCGAAAUAUAAAUAAAUACAAAUUUUUUUUAAAAGCAAAUGAUAUCGAUCGUAUUAACACGAAACACCAAUAUAUCUACGGUCUUAAUGGUGGAUCUUGUUGGAAUU